This is a messenger RNA of Styela clava, 1987 nucleotides long. The record is from RefSeq and is a predicted model, not a curated record. Lineage: Eukaryota; Metazoa; Chordata; Ascidiacea; Stolidobranchia; Styelidae.
UAUCUGUCACAUGCUAUUUAUAUUUAAGUAUUGCUAAAUAAUAAGUGGGUGAACUCACUUGAACAUUACUUUGUUUUAUAAUAUAUUUUUGGCCUGAAGGAUUAUUCUGUCAUAAAAUAUUCUGCUCAUUCUGUUUGAUGGUCCAAACUCAAAUUCAUGAUAAUGCAACAAAUCUUUUGAGUCUGAAUUUGGCAUUUUUUUCACUGGAAUCUCAUUUUCGAACUAUCCAAGUUGGAGUCGGAAUUUCAAUGAUGAUGAGAGAACUCAAUUUUUUUACGAAAACUCGAAAAGCAUAAAGUUUACUACUUUGUAUUGUUUAAUUAUAUGGCCAACAUGAAUGAUAUAAAUGAUACAACUCUGGAGUUUGGAGAGGAAGAUAAACCCCAGAAAAAGAAGAGAAUUGCUCACCCGGUUGCUUGCUUUUUUCAUCUCUUCUUCAGAGUUUCUGCAAUUAUCAUUUAUUUGUUUUGUGGACUCACAAAUUCCGGAUUUGUAGCCAGUUUUAUAUCAAUACUUUUAAUGCUCUGUGCUGAUUUUUGGACUGUUAAAAACAUAAGCGGCAGGUUGCUUGUUGGAUUAAGGUGGUGGAACAAAAUAGAAGAGGAUGGUAAAAGUCAAUGGAUUUAUGAAUCAAGAAGAGGGGCUGCUCUCAAGAAACAUCCGGUUCUGGCUGCGGAAUCAAGAAUAUUCUGGUUUGGACUGAUAUUAUGUCCGAUAUUUUGGUUUUUCAUGCUUUUCAGUACUGUUUUUGGAAUGAAACCUCAAUGGCUUGCUGUGGUCAUUAUUGCUUUGGGAUUGAAUGGUGCAAAUUUGUUUGGGUAUAUCCGAUGUAAAGUUGGAAGUCGAAAGCAGCUUGGAAGUAUGGCUACAAGUUAUAUUGGGAAACAAAUAUUUCAGCAGGCUACACAAAGCUCUGAAGAUACAAACCAGAGUUCAACAAACUGAUUGAACAACUUUGGUUUCAUUACUAUUAUUAUCUAGAUUUUGUUUCCGAUUAGAGGAUAUCAGUGGAAUUAUGGUCAUAUCAUGUGCUCGAUGUACUCUUAUUGAUAUGUGAUUGUGCCUUUUGUAGGUUAUAGCCAAGCUUAGGCAAAAACUGAAACAUUAUGAUAAUGUACUAUAGGAUAUUGAAUAUAUUCAAAUUAGAAGGAACAGAGAAAUUGACAAAAUCAUUGUAAAUUCAAUAAUGAAGAACAUAUGUCCUGUGCCUGUUUCUAUGUUUAUCUACAUAUAUACGAUACUUAUAUGGUAUAAAUUUCCGGUAAAUAGACUUUACUAUGGUAUAUCGAAGAAGACCAAAUUUCAAAUCUAUUCAAUUCAGUGGAUAUAGUAAUGUCCUGGAAAACUUGACGUGAAUUCAGUUGAAAAAAAUUCUGUUAGCUACCGAUAAGAGAUACCGUAUUAUAUAAGUACCAAAUACUAGAUUGGGAGAAUAUAUAUAGUAGUAUAGUACCGUAAUUAAUUUCUUCUUGCCUUUUUAAUUAGUAUUGAGGACUGACUUUCCAUGAACGUUUUCUCUGCCUUUGGUCCUAGGACAAUAUUUAAUGCAAUUUUUAACGCUCAUUCUUUUUUUUGCUAGUUGGUGGUUGAAAAUCAUCAUUUUGUCUUGAAAUGUAGAAGCAUCCAUCUCGUUUUUCAUGGCGGUUUUUGAUUACUUCAACUACACUAAAAAACUUCUCAGAACAAAGUGACGGUUAUACUGAAAUUUUAAAAACAUUAUUAUAAACUAACAAACAACACUCAAAACUACUGAAACGAGUCAAUCUUUACAAUCAUGCUUGAAAAUAUGUUGGGGAAAAUUGAAAAAUAAGUUUUAUUAUCGUUUAUUCCUGUGCCUGGUAACUAAUACCAUUCUUCCACGAUACAUUUUAUAUUAUGCUUGCUAGAUCUAUGUAUAUUUUAUUGCCAAGCCUGCAGUUAGUAUGUUAGUAUUAAUAUAUAUACAGUAACAUGUGUAAUGAAUUUCAUGACUUUUUAUUUGUUAAAA